Messenger RNA from Vicia villosa (hairy vetch), 1404 nucleotides. RefSeq lists its product as uncharacterized. The coding region runs from base 1 to 1404 and encodes 467 amino acids. NCBI's taxonomy places the organism in Eukaryota, Viridiplantae, Streptophyta, Magnoliopsida, Fabales, Fabaceae. Gene Ontology annotation, molecular function: zinc ion binding. The record is from RefSeq and is a predicted model, not a curated record. The transcript is spliced from 6 exons.
AUGAGAGCAGGUGAAGAAGAAGCACAACUAAAUUUUAAGGGUUUGAGUGAUAUUGAGGAUGACAAUACUGAAGAUGGACUUGAAGAAUAUUAUAGUGAGGAUGAAUAUGUUGGAAAGGCAUUAUGGCAAACUUUCAAAAUGCCUAAAAGCAUAAAGGACUAUAAGUGGCAGUUGGGAACAUACUUUUUUACUAACCAAGAUUUCAAGGAUGCCAUAAGGACAUACGAAAUACACAAUGGUAGGAACAUGAAGUUCAAGAAAAAUGAUAAAAAAAAGGAUGAGAGUGAUAUAGAACAAUACAAAAGGAUACAUGACUAUGCACAUGAACUUUUGAGGGCCAAUUCUGGUUCAACAAUUAAAGUUACCAGCCAACCAUUCCAAGGUGAAGUAGAAAAUAUUGAGAAUCCUCAAAGUCAACUGAAUCCUCAUUUUCAGAUAAUGUACAUCUGUUUCAAAGCAUGCAAGAACAAUUUUUUCAAGUGUAGGCCUAUAAUAGGUUUGGAUGGAUGCUUCUUGAAGGGUUACUAUGGUGGACAUAUUCUUGCUGCAAUUGGGAGGGAUCCCAAUGACCAGAUAAUACCAAUUGCUUUUGCUGCUGUGGAGGGAGAAACCAAAGAUUCUUGGAGUUGGUUCCUUGAGUUGUUGAUAUCUGACCUAGGAUGGCCAAGGAUAUGCAAAACCUACACUUUCAUUAGUGACCAACAAAAGAGGUUCUGUGUCAGGCAUUUGUACAACAAUUUUAGGAAGAUAUUCCCAGGUGCCAAACUCAAGGAAUUAAUGUGGAAAGCUGCUACAACUAGCUAUACUAAUGCAUUUGAAAAGGCUAUGUUAGAGAUGAAGGGUGUUAAUGAGACCGCCUUCAAGCAUUUGAUAAAGUUGGCCAAACGUAUAAUAACCAUGCUUGAAGAAAUCAGGGUAUAUCUCAUGCUAAAGUGGGAGUCAAAUAGAGAGAAAAUUGCCAAGUUUGAAGGAGAUACUUUGCCCAACAUCAAGAAAAAGCUUGCAAAAGAAUCUGGAAGAACAAAAUACUGGAUUGUGAGGCGUGCAUGUGAGUUUGUUUAUGAGGUGAGAUAUAUCUCAAAUAAUGAAGAAAAGUAUGUUGUGAAUUUGUCCACCAAAACGUGUUCUUGUAGGUUAUGGAUGCUAACUGGUUUAUCUUGCUGUCAUGCUAUGACUUGCAUGAAAUCACAACUUGAUGUUGAAAAAUUUAUGCCUGACUAUUACAAAAAGGCUGUUUAUGAGGCAUGCUAUGCAAUCGUGAUUUUUCCAGUCAAUGGAGAAAAUAUGGGGGAGAAGAAAGACUAUGAUGAAUUACAACCACCACCUAUCAAGAGGCAACCAGGAAGGCCAAAAAGAAGAGAACUAGAGACCCAUCUGAGAGUAUCAGGAACGAGACUCAGCUAA